Molecule: messenger RNA, 1071 nt
Organism: Punica granatum (pomegranate)
Lineage: Eukaryota; Viridiplantae; Streptophyta; Magnoliopsida; Myrtales; Lythraceae
Source: RefSeq, a predicted model, not a curated record
CUGACCAAAGUCAAACCCUCCCUCCCCCCUUCGUCUUCGCUGCUAAAACCCUAAACCUUCGUCGCUUUGUCUGUGCUUUGAACCGACCGACCGACGCCUUCUGUCUACACGAAAAACUCUGUUCCUACCCCCCGCCACCCCAAAAAAAAAAAAAUCAAAAUCAAAAUCAAAAUUUUUUGAAGCGGGGAAACAAUGUCUCUACCGGAAGAAGAGAUCACCAGGCUGUUUAGAGCUCGGAGAACAGUCCUGCAAAUGCUCCAGGACAGGGGCUACGCCGUCGAGAAAUCGGAGCUAGAGAUGACGAGAAGAGAUUUCAUUGACAAGUUUGGAAGCAACUUGAAAAGGGAGGAUCUUCUUGUCCUCAAAGACAAAGCAGAUAAUCCCUCCGAUCGGAUUUACGUGUUCUUCCCGGAGGGAGAAAAAUCUGGUGUGUCCGUGGUAAAGUCUUAUAUCACUCGUAUGAAAGCGGACAAGGUGUGGAGUGCAAUCUUAGUUCUUCAAAAGGGCCUGACUCCGGCUGGCAAAGAGGCUGUGUCUGAAUACGGUAGACUCUUCCGUAUGGAUGUUUUCGAGGAGGCAGAGUUAUUGGUCAACAUUACAGAACACGCCUUUGUUCCUCAGCAUAAAGUGCUUUCUGAUGAGGAGAAGAAGGCAUUGCUUGCAAAGUAUACAGUAAAGGAGACUCAGCUGCCUCGAAUUCUAGUAACUGAUCCAGUUGCAAGGUAUUACGGGCUGAGGCGGGGACAAGUUGUGCAGAUCACAAGGGAGAGCGAAACUGCCAAAACAUACAACACAUACCGGUGCUGUAUAUGAGCACAUUCAUUCAUCCCAGAGUCCUGGCUCGAAGAAACAGCAUUCUGGGCAUUCACGAACCAGCAGCACAAAGUUUGUCAUUAUUAGUGUGAUUGAACUCGACUGAUCUAUUCAUCGAGAGCAAUCUGACGUUUUGGGGGAUUUGUUGUUUUAAGUUCUUCGUUUUCCUUCUUUUGCAAUCACAAUUUGACUGUUCAACUCAUCUUUGGAGAAGCAAAUGCAAGAAAUUUCACUGGGAGGCCACAGGAUUUUCUCAAA